This is a messenger RNA of Petromyzon marinus (sea lamprey), 778 nucleotides long. Lineage: Eukaryota; Metazoa; Chordata; Hyperoartia; Petromyzontiformes; Petromyzontidae. The record is from RefSeq and is a predicted model, not a curated record.
AGCGCGUGAUGACGUCAUGCCCGCUCGCGCGACCGACGGCCGGGACGUACGUAAGGUGGAUCUGACGUCACGACGCAGCAGUUUGUCCACAGCGUCAAGGGCGCACGUGUUUUGUUUGUAAAUAAAUAAAUAAAAAUUCCCUCACGAUCUUUUCAAAGUUGCUUCCAACCCUUGCGCGCGCGUUCUCAACACGAUGGCGUCGUUACUGAAUAAGAUCUCCGCAGGUGACGGGAGCGUCCUCUUUCGCCGGGCGCUGACGUGCCACCGGCUGCGGCCUGUGACCUCCCCUGCCGAGCCGCCAGGCGGAGCGCCGCUGCUGCCGUGGGAAGCUCGGAGGGCCUACCGCCGACACCCCACGCACGACAUCGGACGCUUCCAAUUCAUGCUCCAGAAGCUGCAGGGGAAGGGGCGGAAGGCGAAGGCGAAGCCGGACCCGAUCUGGACGUCGAAGUCGGAGCUCAUGUACGACACGCUGAACGUGCGCCUCAGCGGCCAUGACGUGGUGCUGGUGGGGCACUUUGCUCGCUACGCUCACCUCCUGUGCAACCGCCUGGGGGUGAGCGUCGUGGAGAGCUACGCGCUGCCCACACGGACGCUGGACGUCCUCCUCCAGGACCAGGGCACCAAGAUGGUGGUGGAGGCGUCGCUGUCCACACACUCACGUGUCAUCCAGGUCGCCAGGCUGAGCUCCACGCUGGGCCCCGUCCUGCUCGAGGUGCUGCAGCUGAACCAGCCCGAGGGAGUGGCCCUCGACGUCUCGCAGGUGACACACAAGGGG